Sclerotinia trifoliorum is the source of this 1842-nucleotide messenger RNA. The record is from the annotation of a GenBank genome assembly. NCBI's taxonomy places the organism in Eukaryota, Fungi, Ascomycota, Leotiomycetes, Helotiales, Sclerotiniaceae.
UUUAUAUAAUAGUAAAUUCUGAGAUCAACUAGAAAUACUUAUUGAGCAUCCGGCCACUCUGACAUGGCAUUAGCGCAGGGACUUGGUUUCUCAUGUGUAUGGAGUCCUCUCCAGUAAUGAUUUUCAAUGCAAACUCGACGUGUUCCAAGCACUUUUCGAAGAAUCGCAAAUCGCACAUCGCACAUCAUACAUCCCAAACAAAAAAUAUUCAGUUCUCGAUGGUGUAGUACCAAAAUAAGGUCACUUAGGUUGUUCCUUUUAGGAGGUAUCCUUAUCCUUUACAAAGCACAGAAAUUUUUUAUGGUAUCUUUUCUAAGAAGCUUGUUUUUGGUCUUUCUCUGCUAACCUUGCUAAGGACGAGACACCAGAUGGUCGGCAACGCUGUCUAGAGAUAUACGGAGCGGAAUCAUGGAGAAACGCGUUUGAAAUGAGGUCUUAUCAACCUCGAAUCAGCAUUUUAGCCAUGCAAUCGAAAGAAGUCGAGAACGAUCCAAUCGUCAGCAUUGUGAUUUUUCAUAAGAAUGACGGUGACUUGGGUGGGUUAGAAUUAAACGGAAAAGUACGUAAAUUAUUUCUGCCGUUGUGGAGUCAAACCUCUGAUCUCAAGCUCAUGAUAUUGUUAGAAGAAGUAUGUUUGCGAUGCGAAUGCUAUCGCAGGAAAUCUGUGCCACCUCAAUGAUUACGGUGCAUUCAUCGGAAGACAUGAUGAAGCGAAAUUUCCCAUUCUCUCAACAGCCAUUCAUAUUUCCCAACAACCUCAGCCUGUAGUUUUUCCGAUAGAACAAAGUGGCAUAUAUUGCGUUGAAGCAAUGGGGUUUACAGCGAGAGAGUUCCAACUUUUGGCGCAGUUUGACUUGGGAUAUGGCCAGAUUCCAGCUGUCCAACUUCCGAGACUCGAGUUCUCUGCCUUCCUUACUAUUACCAGUGCCGCGGCAGCGAUAAUAUCAACUGCCUAUAAAUACUUCGGCCUGGGAAUGGAUGCCAUUCUCUAUCAGCUUUCAAUAUUCUAGCAUGGGUCUUCACAUUUCACUCGAUGAUGUUGUGGACACAUCUUAUCUACGUCAACGAGCACAGUUACGGCUACCAAGACCAGUUCCUGCGAGUGUUUGUCAUAUUCCUUGUCGCUCUCAGGGACUGCUUCGCCGUCAUACUUAGCGAUCAAGCCCUGCCAAUACCACCAACCCAAGAGAAAUUGCGAAAUUUCAAUCGUCUUGCAAUAUUCACCUUGGCAGGCCUCUUGUUCUUCUGUGUGGCAGCUCGAGAAGACGAGAUUCUCAAGAGUUCAAGUGGCACAAGAGAUAAAUUUGUUCUCAUUUGGACCAAUUUUGUAACAGUCGUCUUGCUAGUAUAUCAUGGCUUAUUCAUAGGAAGUCUACGUCUAACGCUUCAAAGGCAACAACAGUAUCCAAGAAGUCAAGAGUUCAGCAGAGCCAACUCAUUAAUGUACGCAUUAGGUGCAAUUAUGGGCGCUAUAAUUAUCUUUGCCACCAUUGACUUACUCCUAUUAAUAUCAUGGAUACAAGCAGAUGAGUAUGGACGAGAUAUCCUAUCAAAGACUUGGCAGUAUCGCUGGUUUUUGGUCAAUGAAUGGCAGACGGUUACUUUCCUAGCUGAUAUCGCAACAACCAUGUAUACAUGAGCAUGAGCAUGAGCAUGAGUUAUCGAGCUAGGCAACUCUUUGGGAGGGUGGUUUGUGGUACAAAAUGUAUUCAAAGGGAAAGAUACAGAUACAGGUAUGAGGAAAGAAAGUGAAAUGGCAAAAGAGAUGGACUGACAAAUUGGGAAUUGCGAACGCGUUUUCUUAUCAGUAGCUGAAUGAUAGCGUGUUAAAUGUGAUCUUAC